Camelina sativa (false flax) is the source of this 2628-nucleotide messenger RNA. RefSeq lists its product as uncharacterized. Gene Ontology annotation, molecular function: DNA binding; DNA topoisomerase type II (double strand cut, ATP-hydrolyzing) activity; ATP binding. NCBI's taxonomy places the organism in Eukaryota, Viridiplantae, Streptophyta, Magnoliopsida, Brassicales, Brassicaceae. Gene Ontology annotation, biological process: DNA topological change. The record is from RefSeq and is a predicted model, not a curated record.
AACGCUUGACUAAAAAAAGUUGAAAUUGUAUAUGAUGAAUAUUCCUCUCAAAUCAAACAACUUUUACUACCAGAAAACUAAUUGUUUUGAAUCUAAUUUAUAUCUUUUUUUGAAAAUUGUAAAGUUUUUUUUUUUUUUUUUUUUUGGGUUAUCGUUUCGGCGUUUCUGGGGUUUUAUUCGACGUUUCUUCUCCGUAUAAAUUAACUGAACUAAUUUGUUUUCUGGGAAAUGUUCUCUCUCUCUCUCUCCCUCUCCAUUUAAUUCGCUCUCAUGAUUUCUUCUUAAGAACAAACAUCUGUUUCGUAAAUUUCAGCAAUGUACUGUGGAACUGUAAAAAGGGUAUCACUACAAGGUAUUAAACUGUGUGUGCAGGUUAUGGUUUCUUUGGAAAUGGAGGAUAACGAUCCUAAUAAAGAAUGUAUAUAUGCUGAUAGCUUAAGUGAAUUCAUUACUUGGAUUAAUUCUGAUAAGACACCGCUUCACGAUGUGAUGGGCUUCAGAAAAGAGGUCAAUGGUACCACCGUGGACAUUGCAUUUCAAUGGUGCGUAGAUGGGUAUUCAGCCAUAAUGUUGGGAUAUGCCAAUAGCAUCCGCACCAUUGAUGGUGGGACACAUAUAGAUGGUGUGAAAGCGUCAAUAACUAGAACUUUUAACAGCCUUUUGAACAAGUCGAAGCUUGUUGAGGACAAGGACAUUAUCUUGAGCGAGGAUCAUGCUAUUGAAGGACUAACUUGCAUUGUCUCAGUCAUUGUUCCAAGACCUGAGUUUGAAGGUCAAACACAGACGAGAUUAGGAAAUCCAUAUGUCAGAGAAAUUGUUGACCAAUCAGUCCAGGAGUACUUAACGGAGUAUUUUGAAUUGCAUCCAGAUGUAUUUGAGAGCAUUAUCUCCAAAUCCUUUAACGCUUACAAGACUGAUUUGGCUGUCACAAGGGCAAAAGAUUUGUAUAGAUCAGAAAGUGUUUCAACAGUGUGCACCAUUCAGUCCGUUCCUGAGAAACUGACCAACUGUUCUUCUGAAACAUCAGAGAUUAUUGUAGGCAGAGGAGAUUCUUCUGGUGGUGCUGCAGAUCACGGCUCUGACAGGUGUUUCAAGAACAAAAGGACUCGGGAACAGCGUUGGAGUGAUGAUGCAGUCUCUACAGCUCCUGGAGAUUCUUCAGAGGAUAGUAGCUUUUCAAAUUUUGAGAAGACAAGCAAAAAACCGAAGUCUUCUGUCCAUUCCUCACAUCUCCCUGUUUCUUCACGACAAUCUGCUGAUGAUUCAAACCCACCAAACCCUAAAGAUGUUAGCAAAAAGACUUCCAAAGAUGUAACCCAAGGGUCCAACAAAAUAAGACCAGUUAUCCCUGUCCAAUCCUCACAUGUCCGUGUUUCCUCACGACAAUCUGCUGGUGAUUCAAACCCACCGAACCCUAAAGAUGUUAGCAAAAAGACUCCCAAAGAUGUAACCCACGGGUCCAACAAAGUAAGACCAGUUAUCCCUGUCCAAUCCUCACAUCGCCGUGUUUCUUCACGACCAUCUGCUGAUGAUUCAAACCCACCAAACCCUAAAGAUGUUAGCAAAAAGACACCCACCCACGGGUCCAACAAAACAAGACCAGUUAUCCCAAUUGGUCCGGGGUUUCAAUCCUCACAACAAUCUGCUGGUGAUUCAAACCCACCAAACCCUAAAGGUGUUAGCAAAAAGACUCCCAAAGAUGUAACUCAAGGGUCCAAAACAAGACCAGUUAUCCCUAUUGGUCCGAGGUUUCAAGCUGAAAUUCCGGUUUGGGUUGCCCCUACCAAGAAGGGCAAAUUUUAUGGUAGUCCCGGUGAUUCCGAUACUCUAAGAUGGCUUGGAACUGGCGUUUGGCCCACAUACAGCCUAAAGAAGACAGUUCACUACAAAAAAGUCGGAGAAGGAAGACCCGACUCAUGUUCUUGUACUAAUCCGAUGACGAUCAGUUGCAUAAAACGACACACUAAAGAAGCACGAGAGCUUUUGAAAAAGGAGAUUAACCGUGCUUUUGAUACGUGGAAAUUUGAUGAAAUGGGUGAAGAAGCUGGCUCGUGGACGGCCAAAGAAGAGCAAAGGUUCGAUGCUCUUUUGAAAAAGAAUCCUUUGUCAAGUAGCGAUGGGUUUUGGGAGUUUGCUUACAAUGCAUUCCCAAAAAAGAGUGAGAAGGAUCUCAUCAAUUACUACUACAAUGUUUUCCUCAUCAAACGCAUGAGGUUGCAUGCUAAUUCUUCUGCUGCUCAUCAUAUCGAUAGCGAUGAUGACCAAUAUGACGAUUUCUUAGCGGGAUGAAGGGCCUUGUUGGAUAAUAUUAACAAUUGCGGAGUUUUUCGUCAUUACAGGUAAAUCACUUUACCGUGUUCUUGAUUCUCAAGAACUUGUUUCUCCUUGAAAUUUCUGUGUCAUAGGAUCUUUUAGAAGAGAUCCUUAUAAGGCCAGUUGUGAUUUUGUCAUACUAAAUACCUUAGCUUAUUAUGUCUCUUCUUUGUGAAAUUUUAGAGAUUUGUUUUACUUACGAAUCAGGACAUUAGUAUUUCGAAUUCAGAACUUUAUAUCCCUAGUUCUUGUGAGGGUUUAGGACUUAAAAGGCCCAAGAAGAAUUAUGAAUUUAUUGUAGUAUUCUUUAUUUAA